AUGAGCACAGAACAAAAAGAAAUUCCACCAAAAGUUGAUGUACCAGCUAAAGCUGAAGAAGAGGAAGAGGAUUCAGAUGAUGAAGAAACCACACCAACUACUGAUGGUUCAGCACCAGCAGCAACAGGCGAUAAAAAAAAGAAAAAGAAAAAUAAGAAGAAGAAGAAGGCAGCAGCACCAGCAGUAGCAGCAUCGAUGAACGAUCUUUUUGAAGGUAAAUCAAUUCCAUCAGGUUUAGUCCAAACUAAUCCACCAACUAUUCCAGUUUCUAAAAUGUAUUCAAAUGGUGUUUUCCCAAUGGAAGAAUUAAGAGAACAGGAAAGAUUACAAGCAAAUAUUUAUAAUGAUGUACGUCGUGGUGCCCAAGCACAUCGUGAUGUUAGAAAGUAUGUCAAUUCAUUUAUUAAACCAGGUAUUUCAUUAAUGGAAUUAGUUACAAAAUUAGAAGAUGCCAGUAAAACAUUGGUUGGAGCAGACGGAUUAAAAGCUGGUUGGGGUUUCCCAACUGGUGUUUCAAUUAAUCACAUCGCAGCACAUUUCACUCCAAACACAGGUGAUAAAACUAUUUUAAAACAAGAUGAUGUUUUAAAGAUAGAUUUUGGUACACACGUAAAUGGUUAUAUUAUUGAUUCAGCUUUCACUGUUACUUUUGACCCCAAAUACGACACAUUAAAAGAGGCUGUUCGUGAAGCCACCAACACUGGUAUUAUGCAUGCCGGUAUUGAUGCUCGUAUAGGUGAAAUUGGUGCAUACAUUCAAGAAACUAUGGAGUCUUAUGAAAUCGAAUUAAAUGGCAAAGUUUAUCCAAUUAAAUCAAUUCGUAAUCUUAAUGGUCACUCAAUUAGACCAUACGUUAUUCAUGGUGGUAAGACCGUACCAAUCGUUAGAGGUGGUGAAAUGACAAGAAUGGAAGAAGGUGAAUUUUAUGCAAUUGAAACUUUUGGUUCAACCGGUAGAGGUCAUGUAGUUGAAGAUUUAGAAUGUUCGCAUUACAUGAGAAAUGAAGAAUAUCCAUCCAACGUUAGACUUCCAAAAUCAAAACAAUUAUUACAAUUUAUCAAUAAAAACUAUGGUAGUCUUGCUUUUUGUCGUAGAUGGUUAGAUCAAGCUGGUGAAGAUAAACAUAUUUUAGCAUUAAAGAAUCUUUGCGACCUUGGUGUUGUCUUACCAUGCCCACCAUUAGUUGAUGUUAAAGGCUCUUAUAUCGCUCAAUAUGAACAUACCCUUUUAUUAAGACCAACUGCUAAAGAAGUUUUAUCAAGAGGUGAUGAUUAUUAA
Messenger RNA from Dictyostelium purpureum, 1278 nucleotides. RefSeq lists its product as uncharacterized. The record is from RefSeq and is a predicted model, not a curated record. The transcript has 2 exons. Gene Ontology annotation, molecular function: metalloaminopeptidase activity. Gene Ontology annotation, biological process: proteolysis. NCBI's taxonomy places the organism in Eukaryota, Evosea, Eumycetozoa, Dictyosteliales, Dictyosteliaceae. The coding region runs from base 1 to 1278 and encodes 425 amino acids.